AUGUUAAUGUCCGCUGGGUUUUUUUUAUAGCAUCAAAGACUCGGGACAUAUCCUUAUCAUCCAAAUGUGUAUGGCCAUCUCCAGUGUAAGCAUUGUGUUAACCUGCACUUCUUGUUUCUUUCUUUUUAUGCAGCUACGUUUGGUACAUACCCAUCACGUGGAAGACGUCAACUAAUGUUUCCGCAAUCAAAUGGCUAAAUGAACAAGAGGAGGUUUUCUCAGAUCUUGUUCAUCCUACGUCAUGGGUGAUCCUAAACGUGGAAGCGAUGGGAUACUACCGUGUGCACUAUGAUGAUGGAAAUUUCCAGCACCUACUGGAUCAACUCAACCUGAACCAUUCUGCUAUACCACUUCAAAAUCGAGCUCAGCUUAUUGAUGACACAUUCAGCCUUGCAACAGCUGCAAAGGUGGCUAUUGAGAAAGCAUUGGAGACCACUGUAUAUUUGGAAAAUGAAGAUGAGUAUGUUCCAUGGAGAACAGCCCUCAACAACCUCGGAUACAUCAACGAGAUGUUCUCCACCUCCAAAUACUAUGGGAGUAUCCAGGCAAGAAAAAAACAGGCGCACCUAUUGAUCACGCAUCAUUCAAUACUAAUCCUCUUUUGAUGUUAAAUUGAAUUGUGUGAAAUGUGUAAAUAAAAAAAAU
This is a messenger RNA of Petromyzon marinus (sea lamprey), 645 nucleotides long. Lineage: Eukaryota; Metazoa; Chordata; Hyperoartia; Petromyzontiformes; Petromyzontidae. The record is from RefSeq and is a predicted model, not a curated record.